UGCCUUUCAGUUCCGCGAUAACUUUUGUUUGGAGCACAACUGCGCCAAAAGCUACAGAUGUACAGGGCCGGAAAGAAAAAUUAAGGUAAAAAGACCAAGCACUCAAGAACCAUGGGUUGGUGGAACAAAAAAAAAGAGACGGAUCGUAACCAGCCCAGCCAAACACUGGUGCUGCAAGACCCACGGACCCGCGUAAGAACCACAAGUGCUAACACCAAGACGACCAACACGGCAGUGCAGAACUCUACCAUCAUGGACAGCAACAAACAGACUGUCACCUUCCUGUCCACCCGCCAAACGGUGACUCACACGCAGCGGGCGCUUGUCACGGAGACAACUACGCGGUGCACGCCCAGUCAGGCAGAGUUGGAAGCGCUCUUUUCCCAAAUAAGAUUAGGCGGCGAGGGAUCCCGACCGCCCAGUCUGAACGGAGUGUCCCUUCGCUCCACUCAGCAAUUCAAGGCCUCGGCCGGCAAGCGCUCCAGCACGUUGAUAAAGACCGAGCAAACGACUGUCACUAAGAAGAACGGACACACUUUCAAACAACACCUGGAGACGAACUAUGUGGACCUCAAGGUCAAGGGCAGUCAGACCCAUAGGCCGCCGUUCACCCCCACGGCCAGCGGCGCGACCUCGCCAUACGCCCAGAAGCCGAGCCUAGCCAUAACAUACACAUCUCCACAUGUUAAAACUCCAGCAAUCAGUAGCAAGAUUGCCAGCUCCAUUACGAGCGUGUCCAGUACUCCCAAGCCAACGUCAUCUAACUCCUCUUUUACAAGUUUCUUCAAGUCCGAUCCGAAACCUAAUAAACCGCUGACAUUCACUGCAACGCCAAAACCCUACAUUAGCACGGAACCAUCAGCGACCAGUGCCAAGCCGAAGAUUUCUGCCCAAGCAUGCAGCCUCGACGCCCAAGGAACCAAGCCAAUCAGCUUGACUUCCUCUAAGUUGAGCCUAAAAAAGAGCAAACUGAAACCCGCUAGGGUGUAUAUAUUUAAUCACGAGCGCUUUGAUAACAAGAACGAAUUCCGUACCGGCAGUGCACAGGAUGUUAAGGUCUUGCGAUCUACCUUCGAGCAGUUCAAUUGCAAGGUGAAGAUCAUUAAGGACGCCACUCUGGCCACCAUUAGGCUCGCCGUCCGAAUGCAAAUUUUUUCAGUGGAAACCAAGGAUUUCGAGGACACGAGCGCUCUGGUCUUGGUGGUGUUAAGCCAUGGAACGCGCCACGAUAGACUUGCUGCAAAAGAUGAUGACUAUUCCCUGGAUUACGACGUCAUCUUUCCCAUCCUGCGCAACCGGACGCUUAAGGAUAAGCCAAAGCUACUUUUCGUCCAAGCGUGUAAGGGCAACAACGAGAUGGGUGGCUUUAUGACGGAUGCCGUUCAGCCCAAUGGGUCUCCAAACGAGAUUCUAAAGUGCUAUAGUACCUACGAGGGAUACGUCUCAUAUCGCACGGAGGACGGCACUCCAUUUAUUCAAACUUUGUGUGAGGCUCUCAAUCGGACGGGCAAAAUUUCAGAUAUCGACACAAUAAUGACGGAUGUGAGGCGUGUGGUUAAAAUGCAAACCAGAGACGGCCAAAUCCCAUCUGUUACCAGCACACUCACCUCUAAGUACGUUUUUGGAGAUUACAUCUGAUAACAGUAUUCAGAACAGAAGAAAUGUUUGUCUGUUGAAUAAACCAACUUUAACAGUAUACUAUAUAUAUAUAUAAUGAAAAACAAACAAGGAAAAACGGUAUAGUAAAUCGAUCGACUCUUAGACCGCCAUUACUCAGCUAAAUUGAUUGAGAGAGGGAUGAAGAUAUGCUUGCAGCAAAUAAGCACUCACACCUUGUCUUACGAGUAACGGGUAUAAUCACCAGAUUCAGAUUAGAUUGUAUGCAUAUUAAGUAAUUUACCAGACAGUUUUCUUUUUAUUAUUAUGGUAAUUCAUACCAGGGCUUACCCUGGUAUCUCUUUCGUAUUUUUUGCAUAAACAUGGAUAUUGAUAACUAAAAUAAAAGUGCGUUUCUUCAAAACCUUCAAGAAUGAUGGUUUUAUGCAAGUAUUAAAGUAAUCGUGUGGGCGUAAAAGUGGGCGUGUCAUCCUGCUGUCUCAGAACCUUAAGAAUACCUUCCUUCUACCAUAAUACAUACAUAAUUUCCGACGAAUUCAGUAAGCCCAUUUUUCUCUACCCUUGCAGGUCGUUCCCAUUAAAGCUU
Messenger RNA from Drosophila biarmipes, 2203 nucleotides. Its product is annotated as caspase-7. Gene Ontology annotation, molecular function: cysteine-type endopeptidase activity. Bases 112 to 1638 code for a protein of 508 amino acids. The record is from RefSeq and is a predicted model, not a curated record. Lineage: Eukaryota; Metazoa; Arthropoda; Insecta; Diptera; Drosophilidae. The transcript is spliced from 3 exons. Gene Ontology annotation, biological process: proteolysis.